AUGGUAAACUCAACUCAGAUUUCAUACUUCACAUUCAAUGCCUACUUUGACAUUGGUCUUUUAAAAUAUUUAUGUUUUCUGAUUGUUAUGUUGCUAUUUAUUUUAAUUGUUUGUUCCAAUCUCCUGCUCAUCGUGGUUAUCUGCAUGAACAGAAGCUUACAUGAACCUAUGUACAUUUUCCUGUGCAGCCUGUUUGUAAAUGAACUGUAUGGUAGUACAGGGUUGUUUCCAUUCCUGCUGGUUCAGAUCCUCUCUGACGUUCACACUGUUUCUGCUUCAUUUUGCUUUCUGCAGGUUUUGUGUUUGUUCACGUAUUGCAGUGUGGAAUUUGCUAUCUUAGCCAUCAUGUCUUAUGACAGAUAUCUUGCUAUCUGUUAUCCUCUGCAAUAUAACACACAGAUGACAACUAAAAAGAUUAUCAUGCUUAUCGCUGUAAGUUGGUUGCUCCCUUUUCUUGCAAUGGUGGUGUUGAUAUCCUUAAGCUUCUCUUCAAAGCUCUGUGGUAACAUCAUUAACAAAGUGUACUGUGACAACCACUCCAUCGUUAAACUGGCCUGCUCCGACACAACAGUCAGUAACAUCUAUGGACUUAUUGCCACUGUUCCCAUAAUCUUAUGUCCAGUAUCUCUGAUCUUUUACACGUAUAUGAAGAUCCUUAAAGUUUGUUUUUCAGGUUCUAAACAGACCAGACAAAAAGCUGUCAGUACCUGCACACCUCACCUGGCUUCUCUGAUCAACUUCUCUUUUGGUUGUUUCUUUGAAAUAUUACAGAGCAGGUUUAACAUGGAAAGUACACCUAGCAUGUUGCGAAUAUUUUUAUCUUUAUACUUUCUUACAUGUCAACCCCUUUUCAACCCUGUAAUGUAUGGACUGAAUAUGUCCAAAAUCCGUAUUGUGUGCAAAAGUUUGAUCUUUACUUGUCAGUCAAUCAAAUUUUGCCAUCUUCACCAGUAA
This is a messenger RNA of Scatophagus argus, 954 nucleotides long. RefSeq names its product olfactory receptor 10J4-like. The record is from RefSeq and is a predicted model, not a curated record. Lineage: Eukaryota; Metazoa; Chordata; Actinopteri; Scatophagidae. The transcript has a single exon. Bases 1 to 954 code for a protein of 317 amino acids. Gene Ontology annotation, biological process: G protein-coupled receptor signaling pathway. Gene Ontology annotation, cellular component: membrane. Gene Ontology annotation, molecular function: G protein-coupled receptor activity; olfactory receptor activity.